UUCUCAAUAAUAAAAUAAUAAUUUUUCAAACCCUUAUUUAGUUGUUGUUUUCAAAUCAAGCACCGUAUCCUGUAAAAAAAAACGUAUGCUUAUUUUAUUCUUGUUUACAGAAAAAUGUUUGUAACUAAUCUAUGUCAGCUGAUAUUGUUUGGCUGAAGAGAGAACCUCUCUGUUUAUUUCAUUUAUACAAAUAAUUCAUACAGAAACAGAAAAUGGCUCCCUUCCGAUCAAUUACAGUUGCUAUUUCAGCCACAACAGUAGCGUUUUAAAAAGAAUCAUUUGGAAUUUAUAGACAAAUUACACACACAGUUUCUGAAUCAUCCAUGCUUUGGAGAUAUGACGGGAGUUAAUAAACUAAUUUCUAAAUUGCGUACAGAGCUGGAAAAUGAUUGCAGAAUGUAUGAAUGUGUCGAUGAAAGCCUCUAUUAAUCCUUGACAAGUAGUAAUGUAAGCGAAGUAGUAGCAGCAGAAGUAGCAGCCCAGUGGUCUAGAAACGUCCAUCUCAGAGACAUGCCCUGUAGCGGGUUCAAAUCUCAUCGUCUCCUAAACACGAUGUACAAACACUGACUUGUCCAGCUCACAGAAGAACGAUGUCUUGUUAAAUGCACAUGAAACUGUUGCAGUACCCGCCCACCAACAAACAGAAAAUCAAUCAAGCAGCAUAAUGAAGACAGUUACACUAAAUGAAACUCAUUAUUCUACGACAGAAGUUUCCGAUGAAUCUACUUAUCGGGGUUCUCUAGUUCUUUUACCUGAUAUAAGUUAUCUCAAUAACUUAUAUGUUUUUGAUCAAAUUUCUUACAAAAACGAGAAAAAUAUGUCGUGUAUAUCAAACGAUGACCAAAAACCUAGUGAAAUUUGGAUGAACGCUGAUUAUUCUAGUGAUCCAUUAUUUAUUAGUGUGAUUUUCAAGAAAUUUGAUGAAAAUGUUUCUGUAGAAUCAAACCCUAAUGACCUCAUAUCAAGUACCGUUGAUCCUCACCAUCUAGUCAGUUCUAGUGAACUCUUUAUUCAAUGCGCGAAAUAUGUCUUAAAUAGAGUCACACUAACUGUAACUUGGGAAUAUGAGGACCCAAUAUUAUUUCGUGGGGGAUGAUAAAGUCAGAAAAUUUCAAGUUAGGAUCUAAACUUUGAGUCUUCAAAAAAAAGAAGGGAAGGUGAUAUGACGGGAAGAAAAGUCAAAAUUCGAUUGAUUUACUCAUUAUGAGUUUCAUUCACGAUUACUUCCGUUUUG
Messenger RNA from Schistosoma haematobium, 1234 nucleotides. RefSeq lists its product as uncharacterized. The record is from RefSeq and is a predicted model, not a curated record. Lineage: Eukaryota; Metazoa; Platyhelminthes; Trematoda; Strigeidida; Schistosomatidae. The transcript has a single exon. The coding region runs from base 665 to 1096 and encodes 143 amino acids.